Mixia osmundae IAM 14324 is the source of this 1137-nucleotide messenger RNA. RefSeq lists its product as uncharacterized. The record is from RefSeq and is a predicted model, not a curated record. Bases 1 to 1137 code for a protein of 378 amino acids. The transcript has 2 exons. Lineage: Eukaryota; Fungi; Basidiomycota; Mixiomycetes; Mixiales; Mixiaceae.
AUGGGUUUCUCUGCGGCGCAUGUGUGGGCGUGGAUCAAGCAUCACAAGGUGCCGGUCAUCAUCGUCGGCAGCUUGGCCUUCAUCGUCAUCACCGUCAUGCUCUUCUUCUGCUUCACGAUGUGCUGUCGUCAGCCGUCACGCUCCAAGGACAGACGGUAUCCCCCUCAGCGCAUGUUGCCGCCAACGAGCGACGAUCUCUUUGCGACGCUCGACCGGGAUCAUGAUCCACUCAGGCAGCGUUCAGAUUCUGUCAAGAAGCUUCGUGAUGACUUUGGUGGUGGUGGCGAGAGCAUCGCGCCAAGCUCGUCCUUCAAGAGCACUUCACGUUUUGACUUUGUUAAUGCCGCACAGCCGUCGCUACCGCCCAUGCCGCCACCGCCUGUCUUACCAACGGCUCGUCCACAGCCACCAAGGGGCGCUCCCGCCCAUGCUGACAGCUAUCGCGACGAUCUGCCACCGGAUGCUAUCAUGAGAGACGACUAUCGCCAUGGCCACAGCGCGAUCGAUUCGGAAGAUGCUUACAUCCUUGAUUAUCCUCAUCAGGGCAUGCCACACGCUGUGUCUCAGCAUCCGAUGGCCAGGCAGCCCUCGCUAGGCUCCCUCAGACGCGAUUAUGGUAGACAGGGGAUGCCAAUGCAGCCGCUCAUACCCAUGCAGCCGCCUAUACCCAUGCAGCCUUUGCCAAACCAUCUCGCGCCAGAGUCAUAUGUACUAGCGCCUGAGCGAGCAGCCUCUCCUCGCCCGGCUGAAAAUUACACCAACGAUUUUGAGUACGAUCGCUACUACGCACCCUCGCCCAUGCCACCUCCGCCAGAGCAGUACCUGCCGCCAGGAGCUGGCCCGCGAAUGCGUACGCCGAAGCCUUGGGAACCGCCGCGGCAUGAGCAAUACCAUCCAGCACCUCAGGAGCAGUAUCAUCUGGCACCGCAAGACCGAUUUCAGCAGCCUCAGCCCCAAACUAGGCACAAAAAUGCGCCCAUCGAUAGAUCGCGGGAGAGAAACCAUCAGUCGCCUGCACAGCUCUCGCCACCAUCGGCUGACAAGUAUGCAUACCACAGCAAUCGCUCGUCUGACAAUAAUGAAGAUCUGGGCUCGCUAGGUGGAGCCAAUCUACGCAUCGCCAAUCCAGAGAGCUAG